Hyalella azteca is the source of this 1666-nucleotide messenger RNA. RefSeq lists its product as uncharacterized. The transcript is spliced from 3 exons. The record is from RefSeq and is a predicted model, not a curated record. The coding region runs from base 144 to 1118 and encodes 324 amino acids. Lineage: Eukaryota; Metazoa; Arthropoda; Malacostraca; Amphipoda; Hyalellidae.
AUGAUUUAAAAAGAAAUAUACAACGGAUAAAAUUCGAGCCGGUAAAUUAGCGUAAAACCUAAAAUUAUUUUAACUAAUGUGAACAUACGGAAACGAAGAUUUGAGCGGCUAAACUCAUCGUAGAAUACAGAACGUCCUCCCCAAUGGAGCCCACUGCAGGUUUUCGGCCCCUCAGAGACAGCAGAGCCAGCCUUACGCUGAUGGGCUUGGGGGCGCUGUGUGGGCUGGCGGGGGGAGCCGUGCUCUACGUGCUCGGCAACGACGACUCGGGGCUUCUCGUCACCGCGGCUACCGCACUGUUGCUGACCGUGUCUGUUGGGAGUCUGCUCAUCCUGCGCAGAUGUCCCGGUGUAUAUCAUUCAAUAAGUCGCCCACAAACUUCUAACAAUCACGAGAGAAACCGUUCUUCAGAAUACGACAUGCAUCCUCCCCGGUACAAAUCCUCGUGGGGAAAAGCUUAUGAGUCCAGCAUGAAAGAGCUUGGACAAAUGAAUGCCCAAGACGACAUGCAACCUGGAUUUCAUUACGAUCCCUUAAAUCUAGAGGAACUCGAAAGGCAUCUUGAAGGCAGGAAAAUAACAAAAUCGAAGCAGUUUCGUAUGAUUUCAUUAUUCUUUAAAGGCAGUGCGAAAAGAAAUUCUUCAACUCGAGCGUCAGGUGAGAUUUCAGCACCAACGUAUCGAUUAUUUCCUGCUCAAGAGUUGCCAACCCAAUAUUCACGGCAAGGUGCUUCAGGCAGCUCAAGUCGCCACUCGCCGACUGUGAACAAUGUCACCGAAUUGCACCGGCAGAACGCUACCGACAACCUAUUCACUAUCGAGCAGCAAUCAAAAUAUUAUUCCUCGUUGGACCCUAUGUGUAAUUUAGGGGUAUUAAGAUCUUUUGAUUCAAGUAAAAUUCACACUCGAGGGAAAAACCAUGACCAAAUUUCCCCUUUUAACGUCAUCAAGCCUGUAGACGAUGACGAUGCGCUACCCUCAUACAGACAAGCGAUCAGGGAACUGAGAGCUGACCAUCUCCUGCAACAAUAUGUUUGCCAGUGCCAGCAAUACCCGAACGAAACACUCUCCAGAUCUCUCAAUGAGACUGCAGAAGUGCAUUCAUUUGCAAUCACUUAACUUUACAAAACGAGUAUUUCAAGUUUUAAAUGACGCGAUGAUUUAUUGCACGUUUUCUCUCGGGUAUGGUAUGGGCAUACCACGUAUGGCCAAUAUCAUGUAAUGAGAAAUCGAGCUGAUUAAAUAACUCUCAUGUAAAAUAAUUAAAUGAUUCCAUCUUUUUAUAGCCUUAAGUAUAAAAGUUUAAUUGAACUACUCAAAAGUAAACUGUCGAUGCCCACGUUAUACCAUAUGGCGUAAUUAACUAUCCCACGAAAACAGUUGAUGUUGAAAAAACUAUUUUCUACGAUCAACGUUCAAAAAACGUAUUUAUGCCUUCACUGCUUCAUUAAACAUCCGGGUAAUUCAUGUAAUCCUUGUGGCAACGGCAUUCAUAAAUGAUUCUUUCAUCAUCAAAUGAAACUAUGUCUAAUAUAGAUUUUUCUUAUUUAAUGAUCACGUUAAAAAGAAAAGAAAAGUUCCCGUUAUUGUUCAGUUGUGUCGACUGUCGAGUAACGUUAUAACAUUACAAGAUCCACAUUGUGUUCUUAAAAAACGAUUAACUCUGA